This is a messenger RNA of Nycticebus coucang (slow loris), 2313 nucleotides long. It is a transcript of the gene MPPE1, whose product is annotated as metallophosphoesterase 1. The transcript is spliced from 10 exons. Gene Ontology annotation, molecular function: phosphoric diester hydrolase activity. Gene Ontology annotation, cellular component: endoplasmic reticulum-Golgi intermediate compartment. Gene Ontology annotation, biological process: GPI anchor biosynthetic process; endoplasmic reticulum to Golgi vesicle-mediated transport. NCBI's taxonomy places the organism in Eukaryota, Metazoa, Chordata, Mammalia, Primates, Lorisidae. The coding region runs from base 243 to 1436 and encodes 397 amino acids. The record is from RefSeq and is a predicted model, not a curated record.
UGGGCGCCGCGGCGGAAACAGGAAGGCGCGGGGCCCAGGGUCCCUCGCAGGCCUGGGAGCCCCGCGGACAACUGAAAGGACUCCGGGGAAGCGUGGCCUUUGGGGUAUUCUGGUGCCCGGGUUACAUUUGAACUUCUAGGUACACCUGGAUGCCUCUUCCUCUGUCCGGGGCUCACGGUUUUUUCAUGGUGACUUCUUGAUGGAUUUGACUCUUAAUUGUUGGCAGCUCCUGGGCAAGAGAAAUGGCUGUGAUCAGACUGGGGUUUGGAAGGCAGAAUUCUCCUUUGUUAAAGAGGAGGAGUUCAUUGCUGCUGAAACUCAUAGCUGUUGUCUUUGCCGUGCUUCUGUUUUGUGAAUUUUUAGUCUAUUACUUAGUUAUCUUUCGGUGUGAUUGGCCUGCAGUGACCACUCCAGCCCAUGGCAGCAAACCAGCCCCUCUUGCACCUGUACUGAAAGCCAUGUUUUUGGCAGAUACCCAUCUGCUUGGGGAAGUCAGAGGCCACUGGCUAGACAAGCUGCGAAGGGAGUGGCAGAUGGAGAGAGCCUUCCAGACUGCGCUGUGGUUGCUGCAGCCGGAAGUCGUCUUCAUUCUGGGGGACAUCUUUGAUGAAGGCAAGUGGAGCUCUCCCAAGGCCUGGGCAGAUGAUGUAGAGCGGUUUCAGAAAAUGUUCAGACAUCCAGGUCAUGUGCAGCUGAAGGUAGUUGCUGGCAAUCAUGACAUUGGCUUCCAUUAUGAGAUGACAGCAUAUAAAAUAAAACGGUUUGAGAAAAUCUUCAGUUCUGAAAGGCUGUUUUCAUGGAAAGGAAUUAAUUUUGUGAUGAUCAACAGUGUGGCACUGGAAGGGGACCGUUGCAUCCUCUGUUCCAAAGCAGAAGCAGAGCUCAUUGCAAUUUCCCACAGACUGAACUGCUCUCGGGAGCAGGACCCUGCUUCCCACCUGUGUGGAGAGGGGCAGCCACUCCCUGUGUCUGCACCUGUCCUCCUGCAGCAUUAUCCACUUUACCGGAGAAGUGAUGAGAACUGUUCUGGGGAAGACGCUGCUCCCCUAGAAGAAAGGAACAUCCCGUUUCAGGAGAGAUAUGAUGUGCUUUCUCAAGAGGCUUCACAAAAGCUGCUGUGGUGGCUUCGGCCACGCCUGGUCCUGAGUGGCCACACACACAGUGGCUGUGAGGUGCUGCAUCCGGGAGGCAUCACUGAACUCAGUGUCCCGUCCUUCAGUUGGAGGAAUAGAAACAACCCCAGUUUCAUCAUGGGCAGCAUAACAUCCACAGGACACGCUCUCUCCAAGUGCUCCCUCCCUCGCGAGGACAUGGUUCUGGCCACCUACUGUGGAGCAGCAGGGUUCCUUGCUGUGCUCCUAUUAGCUCACUUUGAGCUUUUAGCCUCACCUUUUUUUUUUGGUUGGAACCUGCUCAGAAAGCCUAGGACAAUGUGAAGAGCAGGUGACAUCUGCACUUAGGAAUAAAUAUCCAAGCCUAAGAAGUGGAAGUUCAGACAGAGCUUGAAGAAUUGAGUGGAGGACCAGACCACGUGUGGACGUCUCACUUCACACCACAGAGACUCUAAAUCACAGAUGCGAGUUACUGCAGAAUAAAUAGCUGAUCGCACUGUUCUCAUGCUAUAAAAGUGGAAUGUGUACUCUACAACAAUCAGUUUUCUCAUUUUUAUCCAAUAUAUGGAUUAUCAAAGGUUGUAUCUGUACAGUGUGAGAAUGCUAUCAGUGCCACUGCUCGCAUGCACGGCACAGUCCACGCCCAUCUUCCCCAGGCGUGGGCAUGUGCACAUGGACACCAGGUUUGCUUCUGUCGCCUGUGUGGGGAUUCUCAGAUCCCUGUGUCAUAUAAAGUGGUACCCUUAAAAGUACAGGUGUAAUGUGCAGGAACACACUGUUUUCACAGACAUUUUUUCUUCUGUGCUAGAUUAAUGGAAUUAGAUUUUCGGAUUAGUAAUUUUCUCUCCAGGAGACCAAGUUGUUGAAUUUUAAUGUCUUCAAUGAUGAAAAGAAACUUAAAAAAUGAAGUAGGACAUAGCUUUUGGUAUUUGAAAAUACUUGUUUGAUAAUUUUAAGCCAGAUAAAAUGUCUUGGGGCUGGGCGAGGUGGCUCACGCCUAUAAUCCCAGCACUUUGGGAAGCUGAGGUGGGUGGAUUGCCUGAGCUCACAGGUUCGAGACCAGCCUGAGCAAGAGUGAGACCCUGUCUCUAAAAAUAGCUGGGGGCUGUGGUGGGCGCCUGUAGUCCCAGCUACUUGGGAGGCUGAGGCAAAAGAAUUGCUCGAGUCGGAGAGUUUGAGGUUGCUAUGAGCUGUAACACCA